AUGAAAGCUAUGCCUUUUGCAGUGCCAAUGGUGUGGAGGAAGCCAACAGAUCACGAAAGCAAUUGUUACUACUGCAUGGUGCCUCCAGUUAGGAAAGGUAUUUGCAUGAAAAGAAACUGGACUUUACAAUAUCUGAAUAUACCAUCUGCUAUACUCCCGGUACCUCUCGGCGAAGGACUACCCAUUCCUGAGCCUCCAGACUCAUUCUCCCUGGAGUCAGAGAACGAAGAGGAUGACGGAACCUGCGAAACCUGUGAGCCUUCAACUUCACAAGACCCUGAGCUCGCUCAUAGCUUGACAUCUUCUGAACCACACAAGAUAACUCAGAAUGAACUAAACGACCUUGUCAGAGAUCUGGAAUUGCCAAAGAGUAAAGUAGAACUGUUGGGCUCCAGACUGCAGCAGUGGAAUCUCCUUGCUGAAGGUGUUAGAGUGUGUGAGUUCCGUGACCACCAAAAAGAUUUUGCCCCAUUCUUCAUCAUGCUCCAGAACUUGAUUCCACAACACCUAUCUUAUCAGGUCAAGACAAAGCAAUUAGAGCGACAGCUGCAGGAGUCUCAAAGUGUCAUUGAAGAUCAACGUAGUAACUUAAUGGAAUUGCAGCUCCACUCAGAACAGCUGUCACAAAACUUACUCAGGGAACGUCAAGAACGAGAAUUAGUUAUUACCAAGGUGACUUACACACGACAGCUAUUCUCAAACCUUGAAGAACAGUAUGAACAGUUGCUGAAGACUACCAAGAUUUUUCAACAAGUUAAAGAUUCUCUUACUUCAGAGCACAUGGAUAUAAUUAAGAAAUUAAAAGACCUUCAGGAGGCAUCACAGGGCCACCAAAACAGUAUACAGAAUCAUAUCCUCAGAGAGGAGAAGAAUACGAGUCUUGUGGAGAAGCUGAAGGAAGAGAUGAAUCAUCAGAUAUCUGCUAAGGAUAAGGAAUUGGCAGCUCUUACUCAGAAGUUGAAGCACUUAGAAGAAAUGGUGGCAAACUUAUCUGAAAAUCUGAGUGCCACAGAGAAUGAUAGAAGUGCUUUGAACUCCCGUUUGGAUAAGGUUUUGAGAUUGUUGACAGAGACCCAAGAGGAAAUGAAGAAACAGACAGAUGCUUUAGCAAGCCAAUUGGUCAAGGUUGAAGAUGAACUGAAGUGUGAACAAAUUCGACUUAAGGAGAGUCAGAAAGAGUUUGAGGAAGCUGUUGAGAAGAUUCAGUAUUUAAAGAAGAGUAAUGACACACUGGAAGGAGCUAAAAGUGAACUAUUGGAUAAAAGAGAAAGUUUACCUCCCGAAAUCAUCUAUAAAGCAGAGGUUAUCGCGACACAAGACUCUGCUCACAGCAAGAGUGUUUUGGACCUUCAACAAUUAAACGAAAGAAUUGUUGACCUUUGUGCACAGCAGAGAAAUGAGGAGUUGGAGAAGGAGAGAAUAUAUAAUGAACUAGGUAUCUGCAAGAAAAAUCUCACUUGUGAGGAACUCCAUGUUAAACAGUUGAAAGAAGAGAUAACUGUAGAUUCUGGAAUGCUGGCUGGUCCAGUAAAUACUAGUUCUCCACCCAAAAAGAGAUGUAAAAUGUUCAGUUUUAUGGAAGAUCCUGAUGCUAACCAACCUGUUGCUGAUAAUACUGUUGAUCAUGAGAUCACACGCUACCUCAACAUGCCAUGCGAACCAGAGGAGAGUAAUCCCUUGGAUUUCUGGAAGAGACAUGAGGACAUCUUCCCACAAUUAACCAAGCUAGUGACAAUACUGAAGGAGACUAUAAAGGAUCUUGAACAAAUGAAGGUGAAUUUUCUUGAUGGACAAGAGACUCUUCAGAAAGAAAAUCUAGAUAUGAGCCAAACUAUUACACAAUUGAAGGAAAAACUUACAGAGAUGGGUGAUAUUGUAUUGGAGGUUAAAAGGAAACUGACAUUAUCUGAGGAGCAGGAAGAAGCUCAGCAACAACAAAUACUUUCCCUUGAAGAGCAGAUCACGAAGUCCAGCAAGGAGCUAGUGAAAAAGACGAAGGAAUAUGAAAAUGUUGCCAAGUCAGAGAAGGAACACAAGACAAAGAAUCGGGAACUGAAGACAGCUAUAAAGGAACUAAAGACAACGAUGAAGAAGAAUAAACUUGAAGAGAGCAAGAUGCAGGAGGAAAAAAUUAUUUCAUUGAAGAGAGAAUUAAAAGCCAUCACUGACUCAGCACAUGCUUUAGAUGACAGAUUAAAAGAACGCGAAGAAAUGCUCGCAACCCUCCAAGAAGAAGUAUCUACUCGAGAAGGACACCUCAACGAUGGGUUGACGACUAUUGAGGAGCUCAAAUUAGAGUUAGCCGAGUCCCUCAGUAAACAUGAGAAGGUCCAGUGUGAAUUAGAAUCCAAAGAAAAAUCACUUAAGAUUCUUGAGACUUCCAUGAGAGUUAACAUGGAGAAACUCCUCAGUGACCUCAACCAGAAGGAGGAACACCUUAGUAAAUCACAUAAUUUCCAUGAGCAAGAAAUUCAGAAACUUAAACAUGAUUUAGAGAAGACACAAGAAGAUCACAAGAACUCAUCCAUUGCUCAUGAAAAAGAAAUUAAAGAAACUACUGAAGCUCUCACUAAGGAUCUUUUAAACAAGGAAUCAAUUCAUCAGGAGGAAACUGAAAAAUUGAAAGCAGAAAUGAAGAAAUGUAUUCAAGAUCAGCAAGAAGCAAGAGAAGAAGCUAGUGCAGCCAUCAAGGAGAAGUUGCAAACCAAGCUUGAGUCAGAUGGAAAAGUCAAGAACAUAAUAUUUAUGUCAACUUUCUUUGUAUUAAGGAAUGCUUGUUACAGGAAAGUAGAAAACUCUGAAGGCUUUAUUGUUGGAGGUGCUAUCACUGACCAACCACUUCUUGCACACAACUAUGGUGAAACCUGGUCCAUAGUUUACAUGACUAGGAGAAAAAUAAAGGAGGGAUGA
Homarus americanus (American lobster) is the source of this 2910-nucleotide messenger RNA. RefSeq names its product protein lava lamp-like. Lineage: Eukaryota; Metazoa; Arthropoda; Malacostraca; Decapoda; Nephropidae. The transcript is spliced from 16 exons. The record is from RefSeq and is a predicted model, not a curated record. Bases 1 to 2910 code for a protein of 969 amino acids.